AUGACUACGGCCAGCGGGCUGGAUGACAUGUUCGACGAUGCCCAGAAGGGUCUGGAAUGGUUGGAGAAGCUUGAGGCCUUGCAGGCCCGCUCUGCUUCCGACCAGGCUGCCUACGAAGUCGCUGAAUACGUUAUGAAACUGCGGGCAGCGGUAACCGAGUUGGCCGGAGAGCGUACCACAUCUGAACUGGGUGAAGCUGUGGGAACGGAGACGGCGCAAUUGGUGGAGGAACUGCGGGAGGCGAGGGAGAACGACUACUGGAAUACGAAGAUCCGUCCCGCUCUCAUGAAAUCCGACUCCUGA
Molecule: messenger RNA, 303 nt
Organism: Geodia barretti
Lineage: Eukaryota; Metazoa; Porifera; Demospongiae; Tetractinellida; Geodiidae
Source: the annotation of a GenBank genome assembly